Molecule: messenger RNA, 2430 nt
Organism: Lates calcarifer (barramundi perch)
Lineage: Eukaryota; Metazoa; Chordata; Actinopteri; Centropomidae
Gene: slc8b1
Product: solute carrier family 8 member B1
Exons: 15
Coding region: 200-1972 (590 amino acids)
Biological process (GO): intracellular calcium ion homeostasis; calcium export from the mitochondrion
Cellular component (GO): membrane
Molecular function (GO): calcium:sodium antiporter activity
Source: RefSeq, a predicted model, not a curated record
GACUGAACUCACAGGCGUGUAAAGAGCCUCAAACAAACACAUUACUCAUGUUGAAGUGAACGCGACGACGUUGGUUCUCAGAUAUUUGUUUUGGUUUAGAUUUAAACUGAAGGUUUCCCGGAUUGCAGGAGUGAAAUAGCUCUCCGCAGUCCUGUCAACGCAGCACCAGGAUGGACGCGGCUCCAGGAUAAAGUGAAUCAUGGCUUUUGCUGUUUUCCUGUCACUUUUGCUGGUGUCGUCGUGUCACCAGCCGCAGGUCACCUCAGGCUCCCGUGUCCUCAGGAUCCAGGCUGGUGUCGGAUUAACCGGGCGGUCCUCAAACAACACACUGGCCAUGGUGCCUCAAAACGGCAACGAUGAUGAGUGUGACCGUGUGAUGAACAUCAGCGCUGCAGACCGCUGUGCGUUCGUGAAGAGCACACCAGACUGUAGCAUGGAGGAUGGCUUCAUCAACUACCUUCAUGUGGCCUUCUGUCUGCUUCCUCCCAACCUCACGCCUCUCACCAUCACUCUCUGUAUUAUAUGGUUGCUCUUUCUGUUUGUCAUCCUUGGACUCACAGCAUCGAAGUUUUUCUGUCCCAACCUGUCGGCCAUCUCUACCAGCCUGCACCUCACUCACAACGUGGCUGGUGUGACAUUUCUGGCCCUUGGUAAUGGAGCUCCUGACAUCUUCAGUGCUGUGGCAGCUUUCUCCCACCCACACACCGCUGGGCUCGCCGUCGGAGCCUUAUUUGGAGCUGGAAUAUUUGUUACCACAGUAGUUGCGGGAGGUGUGGCGCUGGUCAAGCCUUUUGCCGUGGCCUCCCGUCCAUUCCUGCGUGAUGUCAUCUUCUACAUGGUUGCCGUGUUUUGGACUUUCGUCAUGCUGUUCAGAGGAACCACCACACUGGGAGAAACACUGGGGUACCUGAGCCUGUACGUGGUGUACGUAUUGAUUGUUAUCAUCAGUGCCUACAUCUACAACCGGCAAAAACAUUCAGUGAACACGAGUGCCCGGAGUGUUGCACAUUUUCCAGAGUUUCACUCAUCCGAUUCAUCAGAUGAUGACGUUCCCUGCCUGACCGGUGGAACGAUGCCGGAGUAUGAGUCAGAGUACAGGCCUCUUCUGCCAUACUCUGAGUCCACGAGUCAGAUCCUGCUGAGCUCACUGAACCCGGUGGACAACAGGAAGUGGAGGAGGAAAUCGUGGAGCUGGAGAGUGCUCAAACUACUGAAGACGCCUCUAGAGGUCCUGCUGCUGCUCUGCAUCCCUGUAGUUGACCCUGAUAAAGAGGACAAGAACUGGAGGAGGCCACUGAACUGCCUCCAUCUGAUCACUGCUCCACUAAUGUGUGUGCUCAUCUUCCAGUCUGGAAUAUAUGGAGAAUACAUGAUCCAAGGGCAGUUUCCUCUCUGGUUGCUGACUCUUCUGCUGGGACUUUUUCUGUCAUCCAUUGUUUUCUGCACCACAACCAAUGACUGCCCUCCCAGAUAUCAUCCACUGUUUGCGCUUUUGGGCUUCGUGGUGAGCGCAGUAUUGAUCAGUGCAGCAGCCUCUGAAGUGGUCAGUCUCCUGCACAUGCUCGGUGUGGUGUUGAGUCUCAGCAACACUGUGCUGGGGCUGACUUUAUUGGCCUGGGGCAACAGCAUAGGAGACUGUUUCUCUGAUAUCACCAUCGCCCGGCAGGGUUACCCACGGAUGGCCAUAUCUGCCUGUUUUGGGGGCAUCAUUUUCAACAUGCUGUUUGGAGUGGGUUUGGGAUGUCUGGUGCAGAUGCUUAAAACACACUCUUACGUCCAGUUUGAAUCAGAGGGUUUGCUGACAUGGAUUCUCGCAGGAUCUCUGGGUUUGUCUCUGGUCCUGUCCUUUGUCAUCGUUCCGCUGUGCCGGUUCCACUUGGGUCGGGCCUACGGGAUCUUUCUCCUCGUCUUCUACGUCAUCUUCCUUGUCAUCGCGCUGCUCACAGAGUUUGGCAAGAUCUUCAUUGUAUAGACAGAACACUGAUGCCAGUCUGUAACGGGGGGAUGUCCUCCUGCAAUGCAAAAUAACACACUGGAACAGAGGCUGCACUGAGUGCAGACAAAUGACAACUUCUUCUACAACACACAAUACUGAUACACUAUUUAUAAAGGAAUCAACAGUACACUUUUCUGCUACACAGAGCCAUGCUGUGGUUGGUUUGUGGAACCAAGCAGGCAAAUUAAUGACAAACUACACUUUUCUGCUCAGGGAGAGCUAAAACUAGUCACACUGUGCCUUCAUUCAGCUUCUUGUUUGUGCUGAUUGGGAGGUGGUACUUUUUUUGAGUUCAAAGGGGAAACACAGAUUGUAGAGAUCUGUACCUUAAAACAUUGUGAAUGAACUAAAUGUACUGUAAAUCAAAAUGUUAAAAUUACUUUGUACAAAGCUGCUUUUGGGAAAUUAAAUAAUACCCUUUGUGUUAAACUACA